This is a messenger RNA of Brettanomyces bruxellensis, 2058 nucleotides long. RefSeq lists its product as uncharacterized. Gene Ontology annotation, biological process: regulation of transcription by RNA polymerase II. The transcript has a single exon. Gene Ontology annotation, molecular function: DNA-binding transcription factor activity, RNA polymerase II-specific; RNA polymerase II cis-regulatory region sequence-specific DNA binding. Gene Ontology annotation, cellular component: chromatin. NCBI's taxonomy places the organism in Eukaryota, Fungi, Ascomycota, Pichiomycetes, Pichiales, Pichiaceae. The record is from RefSeq and is a predicted model, not a curated record. Bases 1 to 2058 code for a protein of 685 amino acids.
AUGAUGACAUCAACUCCACCUGGAAAUAACACAAAUUAUAAGAAUUACGCGUCUUCUUCGUUAUUGUAUAGUGAUGGACUUUCGAGCAAUUCCAAUGCGUCAGAUCCGUUGAAUUUUGAUCACGAGCAAUUUUUUGCACAAACCCAAGACCAGUCCCAACAAAAUGAGCAGCUUGCAGAUUCCAAUGAUCUUAUGGAUUUCGUUCCUAUUUCAAAUAAUAUAGAUACCACAAGUACACUACAAUUUACCGGACAAGGCUUGGAUGCUAUUAACGGUCAGACGAACGGAGCUUCUGCGAUCAGAUUUCCCGAAUCAUUCUCCAAUUCCACCAUUUCAUCGCUAAACUCAAUGGCAAAUCAGGUGAAUCCAUCGGCAUCUUCUUCCUCCGUAAGCAAUAACAACAAUUAUGCCAUUAAUGGUAAUCAUACACCUCUGCGCGCUUCCACAAGUCCCACGGGACUUCGGAGUAAGUCAAUGAUUACCAUAACCACAACACCAAUACAGACACAGACUCGGGCUGAUGGUUUACUGACAACCCCAAGGAGACGCAGAGCCAUUUCAAAUGCAAGUAGUAUACGCAGAAUAUCAAGAUUAGCCGAGAAGUCGCCAAUGAAUGGAAAUAAUCCUUUUUAUACUCCUCCAUCAUUCUUAUCACCAAAAAUUCACAAGCAUCGGAAGCAAACUUCUAUCUCUGCAUCAAUUUCUUUGAGCCACCUUGACACUGAUUUUCAGCUUCAGCAACAAUUUCAACAAAGGCAUGCCGUUGGCUCUCCGAUAACAACGCCGUUGAGAACACCGGGUGCAUCAUUAGACGGGUCACAUGAUGGCUUAGUGGAUCCAGAGGAUCGGGAAUAUAAUCAUUACGGUGAUUCAUCUGGCCCUUUUAUCGCACCUUCGCUGCUUAUAAAAAGCAAAAGCAACGUGGGUCUAAGUUCAACGGACUCAAAGUUUGGUGGAAAGCUUUCAGAUUUGGAAGCAUACUCCCAGAGGCGAAAACAACUACAGUUGCAAAUGCAGAUGCAGCAGCAGAAGGAAACACAAAUUCUUCAGCAAGCCAAUGGCCAGCACAAGAAGUCGAGUUCAACACCUUCAGAUGAGGAGUUGUUACAAGCUUCUAAUAACUUCAUCAAUCCGGAAUUUUUGGAAAAUCCUCAAGAUAUCAUGCUCUUAAUUGAUUCCAACAAUGUGGAAGAUGCAUCAAAAAGAAAAAAUGGAAUAAAGCAAAAAUCUAGCUACCCGAACUUGAAUUAUGGAUAUGAACUUCAGAGAACCCAAAUGAUGAAUAAUCGACUCCCGCGCACAAAAUCCAUGCCACCGAGGAACGUUUUGAGUAAUGGCCGGUUGCCACAACGGGGGAGUCGUUUCAGAAUUACUCGCUCUAGAUCUUCGAUGAAUUUGAGUGAAAUCGCUGCGUCGAAGGAGGCCAAGAAUGCAGCUUUGCGUAAAGCAUCGGUAGGACAGCAUCAAAAUUUCCCAAUUUCGGAGUAUCCUGAGGUGGAUGUUUUACCUACUGAAAUGCAACUUGAGCAGUCACCACCAACUGAUUUAAGUGGAGCCACAUCGUCGUUGUCAAGUAAUGUUUACACUGACGGAGUUAAUCCACUGGAUCAAUAUCUAACACCACCUACGACGGCAUCAUCAAAAGAAGGUACAAAAACUGUCACGUUUAAGACGGAGGAAGAGCAGGAGGAAAACGAUACUAGCUUGGAGAAGACAUCGAAAACGCACUCCAAAAGAAGUAAAAGGCAGACAAAAGCAAAGUCUAAAAAGGCAACGACCCUCGUUCUUACCGAUUUUGAAAGGUCAAAAUUGGAUUUACCACAACAAUCUGCUCGUUCCAAAUCUAGAUCUAGGAAAGGUGGAAAUGAUAGCAAGAAGAUUCAUGAAUGUCCGUUGUGUCAUUCAAGAUUUCAGAGACCUGAACAUGUCAAACGGCACAUGCGCUCACAUUCUUCUGAGAAACCAUUUGCUUGUCCGCAACCCAAUUGUAACAAACGCUUCAACCGGAAGGAUAACCUCAAACAGCAUUUGCGCAAAAUCCAUGGUCUGAAGGGGUGA